AUGGGGAUUGGUGGGUGGCACCGAGGCCAGGUCAUCGGUCGCGGCUCUUCUGCCACCGUCUCCCUCGCCACCGCUCUUACCUCCGGUGAGGUCUUCGCGGUCAAGUCCGCGGAACUGUCUCGCUCUGCCAUCCUGCAGAGGGAGCAGAGGAUCCUGUGCUCGCUGGAUUCUCCCUACGUGAUCUCUUGCUUCGGGUUUGACCUCAGCUUGCCGACGCCCUCCGGCGGUCUCUACUACGAUCUUUUCAUGGAGUACGCCCCCGGGGGGUCGCUGUCCGAUGAGAUCGCGAGGCGUGGUGGACGGCUCGACGAGGUCGCGAUUCGAACGCACGCCUGUGACGUCCUGAGAGGGCUGGCUUAUCUUCACUCGAGGGGCGUCGUCCACUGCGACGUCAAAGGCCGGAACAUCUUGAUUGGGUCCGACGGACGCGCGAAGAUCGCCGACUUGGGCUGCGCAAGCCGGAUUCGUGGCGACGAGGAGGAGGUCGAAGGAGAUUGCCAGCGAUUAAGGGGCACGCCGAUGUUCAUGGCGCCGGAAGUCGCCCGAGGGGAAGAGCAGGGGCCGGCGGCCGACCUGUGGGCACUGGGCUGCACGAUCAUCGAGAUGGCCACCGGGCGCCCGCCUUGGCCGGACGUCUCCGAUCCGGUCAUUGCCAUCCACCGAAUCGCAUUCUCGCAGGAGACGCCGCGCUUCCCGAGCUGGCUCUCCGGUGAGGGGAAGGACUUCCUGAGCAAGUGCUUGAGGAGGGAUCCCCGGGAGCGGUGGACGGCGGAGCAACUCCUCCACCACGAAUUCGUGGCUUCCUCGUCGAAGCACUGCCCGAGGUCAAAACCAGACGCCGAUCGCAGUUGGGUCUCCCCGAAGAGCACUCUCGAUCAGGCCUCCUGGGAGUCAUUGCCGGAGCAAGACGAGGAAACGGUCGAACACCUCGAUGAUCCGUCGGCGAGGAUCCAACCGUUGGUUUGCAGCUGCGGUCCAAAUUGGACAUGGGAGGAGAAUUGGUCGACGGUCAGGCGCGACGGCGACCCGAUCGAAUUGAUGAGCUGGAACAGCACAGGACGAGCCGAUUCAACGACGGAUUCUCCUCACAGUUCACACUGCUCAAUCGAUGGUAACGGUAAUACUAGUAAUUCUUGUAAUACGAGUCUUGCAUUCGUCAGCCGUCAGAGAGAGGCGAGGUUUUCCGAGAGCGGCAAUGUUUCAGAUAACCAUGAACAGCGAAUCCAAUCUAAGAUUUGCUAUUGGCUCGUUUGCUUCCAUCUUAUUGGCUAUCGGCUUUCGUCUUUCCCCUUUUGUCGUUGUUGCUGUCUUAUCUGUCAUGCAUGGACAGAGAUGAGAGGAGUCCUAAAUGAUUAAAGGGCAGCCGUCCCAACCGCUGCGCGCACGGAGAAUAAAGCAACGAGGAAGAGUUAGAUUUGGGCAAAUCUGGUUGCUUCCCUUGUCAACCAUCUCCGCGAUCAGUGGCGACUUGAGUCGGGACGUAACUACUGACUUCAGACGGAAAUAAAUGUUACAGC
This is a messenger RNA of Musa acuminata subsp. malaccensis (wild Malaysian banana), 1517 nucleotides long. Its product is annotated as mitogen-activated protein kinase kinase kinase 17-like. Gene Ontology annotation, biological process: protein phosphorylation; signal transduction. Gene Ontology annotation, molecular function: ATP binding; protein kinase activity. Lineage: Eukaryota; Viridiplantae; Streptophyta; Magnoliopsida; Zingiberales; Musaceae. The record is from RefSeq and is a predicted model, not a curated record.